This is a messenger RNA of Penicillium argentinense, 756 nucleotides long. RefSeq lists its product as uncharacterized. The transcript has 2 exons. The record is from RefSeq and is a predicted model, not a curated record. Bases 1 to 756 code for a protein of 251 amino acids. NCBI's taxonomy places the organism in Eukaryota, Fungi, Ascomycota, Eurotiomycetes, Eurotiales, Aspergillaceae.
AUGUGGGUGACCCCCUGGGGACGAGUGGAUGAAGCCGGUGGCAAUGAGGCGAUCGGUGUGGAAACGCGCACCGUCCAGGAGCCCGACGCGGCGGGAGGACUCCAGUGGACAUGGAGGUCAGGACUGAGCUUCUCGAAGGUCGACCGAAGUCGACGGCGCCUCCCGGGACUUUGGGAACGGGUGCAAAUAGCCCCCUGGGGAGUCAGCGAUCUCCCAGCGCACAGGUGGCCGCGGUGGCCUCGGGUAGGAGGGACGGGCCUGGACGAGGUCCACAGCAGUGGAGCAUCCGUCGUCCCCCGGGCGCACCGCGCAGCGCUAGGCCCACUCCCUGGAGACUGGUGGGCGAUGCGCAGCAAUCACCGCGCUCACAGCGGAGGGCUUUUGAGGUGUUGCAUGAAUCAAAGCCCACUUGGUGCUGUUGCCCACAAAAACGAGAACCAAUGUCCCUCCCAAUGGACUCGGAGGCGCGUCGGCUCCAUCGCACUAGGAUCCUGGCCAUUGGUACCUCGCCGGCACUGUGGUGUCUCCAGUCUCGCCAUACCCGCGGUGGUUUACUGGGGGUCUGGAGGUGUGUACUGGUAUUGCCCCCCUCACUGGUGGCGUAUGCAACUGUACACACCGCGUACGGAUGUGUACACAUUCCGUGUCGACGUGGAACCCUCGUUCGUCACCUGUGGUGAUGCCCAAGCUUUUGUUUUUCUCUGCUCGUCGCGCGUGUGGAGUCGCGACUCGAGCUUCCCAUGGGUCCGCCCGUAA